AAUUGUGCCAAUAUAUAGCUGGAAACCAACGAUGUCUGAGUGUCCCUCAGGCUUUUGAGACCAAGAACAGAGUAAAGAGAAGCUCUUCACAAUGGCACCAAAGAAGGCCAAGAAGAAGGAAGCUGGCAGCUCCAACGUUUUUAGCAUGUUUGAGCAGUCACAGAUCCAGGAGUUCAAAGAGGCUUUCACCAUCAUGGACCAGAACAGAGAUGGCUUUAUUGACAAAAACGACCUGAGGGACACAUUUGCUGCUUUGGGACGUCUCAACGUUGGCAACGAUGAGCUUGAUGAAAUGCAAAAGGAAGCCUCCGGCCCUAUUAACUUCACCGUCUUCCUCACCAUGUUUGGAGAGAAGCUCAAAGGUACAGACCCCGAAGAGACUAUUCUCAAUGCCUUUAAGAUCUUCGACCCAGAGGGCACAGGAAUCCUUAAAGGAGAAGAGAUUAAAUAUCACCUUAUGUCCCAGGCAGACAAAUUUACCGAGGCUGAGGUAAACCAGAUGUUCACAAAUUUCCCGUUGGAUGUGGCUGGCAACCUGGACUACAAAAACCUGUGCUACGUCAUCACCCACGGAGAGGAUAAAGAACAGGAGUAAAAACUACAUUUCCCAUGUUUCUCCAUGUUUGUUCAUGUCCAUUUGUGUUGUCUUCUCCUUAAGCUCUGUUCCCGCCUUUUGUCAAUAAAGAGAUAAA
Molecule: messenger RNA, 692 nt
Organism: Sinocyclocheilus grahami
Lineage: Eukaryota; Metazoa; Chordata; Actinopteri; Cypriniformes; Cyprinidae
Product: myosin regulatory light chain 2B, cardiac muscle isoform-like
Exons: 7
Coding region: 92-595 (167 amino acids)
Molecular function (GO): calcium ion binding
Source: RefSeq, a predicted model, not a curated record